AUGGUUGCAACUAUCCCAGACACCAUCCCAGUGUUAGUCGUCGGAGCAGGCCCCAUCGGUCUCUCCCUAGCAAUCGAGCUGCGAGUACACGGCGUCGACGUCCUCGUCGUAGACCGUGACCUAGACAUCGUCGAUGGUCACCCCAAGGGCCGCGGCAACGACCUCCGCACCCUAGAGCAUUACCAUCGAUGGGGCGUGAGCGACGAACUGCGCCAGCUGUCCUGGCAGACGCGCAACCCAGACCAGAAAGUAAUCAUCACUGAAAGCAUCGCGGAGCAGCCACUAGGCGCAUAUCCGUUGCAAUACGGACGGCAUGUCGAGGAGUCGCGGGAAUACGCCGCUGAGCCGUCCCUGAGUCUGCCCCAGCCGAUCUUAAUGCGCGUCCUGCAAAAGCGAGCUAUUGAGCUCGGCGCACAAAUCUGGCGAGGCUGGGAAGCUACCUCUGCACAGCAAGAUAUCGACAAGGCGGUCACGGAACUGAAGUCAUUAGCAGAGGGAACCAUCCAUCGCGUGUCGUCAGACUAUCUAAUUGGCGCCGAUGGGCCACACAGUCUUGUGCGAAAAGCGGCGGGAAUCUCACGAAAAGGCGUCGGUCCUAUAUCUCGAGCUUGUAGCUAUGUGGUCCGAAGCGAAGGAUAUAAAAUUCGUGAUAUGAUCAGCUCUCCGGCGCAUGAUGCAUUGGCCUUUCUAAUGGUGCUGAGUCCCGCAAACUGUACCAUUAUUAGCAUCCCGGAUGACGAGCACUGGGGGUUCAGUGUUAUGGUCGACGACAACGAACCAGACCCAACAGAUGAGGAAGUCAUACAAGCCGGACAGAAUGUUCUGGGUGCGCGCGUGCCGUUGGAAGUAAUCAGUUCGUCUUCGUUCCGCGUCUUCACUCGCCUGGCCGAUUCAUAUUCCACCGGCCGUUUGUUCAUCGCCGGUGACGCAGCACACCUCUGUCCUCCCACGGGUGGCCAUAACAUGAAUCUGGGGAUUGGCGAUGCUGUGAACCUCGCAUGGAAGCUCGCUGGCGUGUUGCAUGGCUGGGGCGGCGAGAAGCUGCUGUCAAGUUACGACGCCGAACGAAGGCCAGUCGGGGACCGGGUGACCAGCUCUGCAAUGGAGAACAGCUACUCGAUGAAGAAAGUGAGCGACAUAUUCGCCGAGCUCCCUCCUCUCGGACACAGUGCUACUCAAGGGCAGCGGUGUGCACGCGGUGACACCGCCUACAAGAUCACAUAUCAGCAGUGGAACAGUCUGGGCGUCACUCUGGGUCAACGCUACGACGAGUCUCCCCUGACGAUCAAGGGCACCUGGGAAGCUCCACCGUAUAGCGCCACAGAGUAUUGGCAUUACGCCAGCCCCGGGCAUCGGGCGCCGCAUGUAUGGCUUGAGGAUGGAACGCCGUUGCUGAAUCACUUUGGCAAGGGGUUCACCUUGUUGGAUGUGGAGGCGUCAGACGUGCUGGUUGCACGUUUCUUGAAUGUCGCUGCGAGGGUUGGACUGCCCAUCACACGGCUCAGGCUGUCUGUUGGUAUUGCAAGGAGCAAAUAUCCCGCCUCGAUCACUAUCAUCCGCCCGGAUCAGUACAUAGCGUGGCAGGGAGAUGAAUGCAAUGACCCUGCCUCGGUCAUUGACAGGAUUAGAGGGAAGUGA
Messenger RNA from Talaromyces atroroseus, 1638 nucleotides. RefSeq lists its product as hypothetical. Gene Ontology annotation, molecular function: FAD binding. Lineage: Eukaryota; Fungi; Ascomycota; Eurotiomycetes; Eurotiales; Trichocomaceae. The record is from RefSeq and is a predicted model, not a curated record. The transcript has a single exon. The coding region runs from base 1 to 1638 and encodes 545 amino acids.